Messenger RNA from Penicillium oxalicum, 3039 nucleotides. Its product is annotated as integrase catalytic domain-containing protein. The record is from RefSeq and is a predicted model, not a curated record. Bases 1 to 3039 code for a protein of 1012 amino acids. Gene Ontology annotation, biological process: DNA integration. NCBI's taxonomy places the organism in Eukaryota, Fungi, Ascomycota, Eurotiomycetes, Eurotiales, Aspergillaceae. Gene Ontology annotation, molecular function: zinc ion binding; nucleic acid binding. The transcript has 3 exons.
AUGGCUGAAGAAGAUCUCGGCCAAGCGGCCGGGGUUGAAGAAUUCCCUGCAUCUCGUGAGGACUACAGCAAAUUCUUUACCCUGAAAUCCCGAGGCCAGCCAGUGAACCAACUUACUGGCGCCCCCAAAGAAUUCACCCUCAACCCACUUGAAUUGUUGGAAAGAACAGAAGACUUCGAGGACUGGUUCAGAGAUGCAUGCCAAAUCCUUAAAAAGAAAGGACUCCAUCGCCUCGUUGACCCAAAAUGUGACAGGCCCAAAGUGACAUCUGACGAAGCAGAAACUUGGGUCGAACACUCCCAUGCCAUACAGAUAUGGCUCCAACAAUCUAUCUCGAAGGACAUCGAUGCGAUGGUCAAAGCUAUGAGAUUCCGAUGCGAAUUCGCUGAUGAAUAUGUCAUUAGCUUGAAAAAGGCCCUCCAUACCACCGGCUUCAUUCCCAGCAAAAAGAAGGUGACCAGGGUUCUACGAACCUACCGAGCUGACUACCCAUCGGCAAUCGAUUUUGUGCAUGAAUUUCGCAGUGCCUACACCAAAGCAACGGAAGAAGUCCAACUUGCCCCAGGCAUGAUCGUUUCCCUACUUCUUGAUGAAUUGCAAAGUGAUAUCCCAACCUUUGUGGCUGCCAGACUAGCAGAUUAUUCCAACAGAUACGAAAACAUUGCAAAGAUCACAGCACCAGACCUUUUCCGAACCUUCACUAAGGUAAUCCAUGAACUGGAAAUUGUGAAUUACCAAUUCUCGAGCGUCACAACCACGACAACCGGAAAAUCUUCAAAACCCUCGUCAGACAAACAUGAAUACCUCCCGUUGAAGCAUAUGCCUCCGAGAGGUAAAUCGCCAUGGGAAUGGGCAAAAGAAUGGACUGAAGGCCCAAAUCAGGUUGCCCCGAACGGUAACUGCUUCUUUUGCGGAAGAAAAGGCCAUGCCACCAAGGACUGCGCCCAUUUGGUCAUUACAUCGCGAACCCCAGAUUGGAAGCCUGUCAAAGGUAUCUGGGUGAAUGCCCCAUGGAGGAACAUGGACAAUCCAAAUGGACUACCGCCAGAAGGGUGGACCACAAUGUACAAUAACAGAAUCAAGAAGAACGGGGAGGAAGAUACCAAUACGGGAGGCAAUGCGGACAAUAAUGCGAGCGCAAAUAUGGCAAUGCAGGCUAGUGAAGAAGAAGAUGAGUACUACUACGCCCUCACAGCAGUAGAAUUCGACUUCGCCGACCGCCCAGAUCCCCAGCUUGCUAUGGCCUCAAUCAAAAGAAACCCCUCUACUGAGUGGAUCGUUGACUCAGGUGCAUCACGCUCGAUUUGUGUUGAUGGAAAUGCAAUUGUGAAAUUCCAAAGUGACCCACAUGGCUAUCAAUGCCAGACCUCUGAUGGAAGAACUGUCAAAUCUCUUGGAAAAGCGAUCGCUCGAAUUGAAUUGAUCCUCCAGAAGGCACCAAAACCCUUGAUGUACAAUGCGAAUACAUGCCAAUGGCCCACCGCAAAAAUCAACCAUCACAAAAUCGGUGAGGAGGUCUAUGGUGACGAACAUUUCAAUUGUGAAGCUUGCAAGAUUGCAAAAUCCAAGAGGAUCGUAUCCCACACAAACCAGACACGCUCUGAGAUACCAUGGGAAUUCAUCCACAUUGAUAUCCAGCCAUGCACUCCCCUUGGAAUCGGGAAUGUAUCACACGUCCUAAUCGUAGUUGACGAUGCCACCAGGUUCAGAUGGGCUAUUCCAAUGAAGACAAAAGGCCAAGCCUCGGAUGUCCUAAUCCAAAUGCUGAAGCGUAUCUUCACUUCCACUGGCACUUGGCCUUCCGAAAUCCGCACAGAUGGAGACAGAAGUUUCUUCAAAUUCAAAGAAUGGGCUGAGCAGAAGGGUUGCACUUUCUCAAUAAGCGCCCCUUACACCCAUGAACAAAAUGGUGUUGCUGAAAGCUCUGGACAUCUCAUCAUGCAGGGGGCCCGAACCCUCAUGGUAGCUACGCCCCAAGCUCCCGCAUUUUUGUGGCCUGAAGCUGUGGUUACUACUGCCUACAUCAUGAACCGAAUCCGCAAACCAAAUGAAAAAUUAUCCCCUUUGGAAAGAUGGAAUGAGUACUGGCAUGAUACCAAUGGCUCCAGGGUGAAGCAACCAAUCGAUUUGGGGUUUUUACGCAUCUGGUAUUCCAAAGCCUAUGUCCAUAUUCCAAAAGAACAACGAACCCAAGGACAAAAGAUGGCCCCGAGGGCAUGGAUUGGAUACCUGGUUGGAUAUGAUGGUGAGAAUGGCCACCAAUACAGGAUUUACGACCCAUGCAAGAGAAAAGUCAUGAUCAGAAGAGAUGUGGACUUUUGGGAAGAACCAUCCACACUGCCAUUGGACCUAGAUGAUCGAAUUGAACAGAUUAUGCAAGAAAGGCUCCAUGAUAUGAAGAUCCAAAAUGUCAAAAAGACAACCGACAUAACCGUGAAACGAUCAAAUGGGCCUACCCAAAAUACUACCCGCGCGGAUGACGACCACCAUGAAGAUCCCGACCGCAACACCCACUCCAAUAUGAGCCCAGAUACCCACGAAGAAAUCCAAAUUUCACAAACUUCCCAUGCUCCAAAAAUUCCACCUCUCCAACAGGAAAGAGGAAGGGGACAUGAUCUUCCACCUCCUCAAGUCCAAUUCCCAAAAGACCCAGAAUUGCGCGAGGGACGAAUUUUUCCCCAACCCGCUCCAAUCCUCCAAGUGUGCUACCAACCAUGCCAGAGGACCAAAAUAUCCCAAUUUUACAACCUUCCCAACAUCGCAAAAUUUUACCGAUACAACCGAGGAAAAGAGCCCCUGAUACUCGACCGGAUCCUGAAAUCCAAAUCCCUAGAGACCCAAUUCCUAACCAGGGAGGAAUUUUUUCACGCUGGAACCCGAAUAGUCCAAUCCCGUCAAUUGAGAGAAGGACUAUACCAGGACAAUUCCCACCCACACCAGAAUCUGACCCAAAUCCUACCAUUGAAAAGUCUAAGACACCAUCCAAUCAAUUCAACCACAAACUCCCCCUCCAGUAGUAAUUCCUCAGAGGUUCCGUAG